This is a messenger RNA of Tympanuchus pallidicinctus (lesser prairie-chicken), 2893 nucleotides long. It is a transcript of the gene LRRC18, whose product is annotated as leucine rich repeat containing 18. Bases 877 to 1662 code for a protein of 261 amino acids. Gene Ontology annotation, molecular function: protein binding. Lineage: Eukaryota; Metazoa; Chordata; Aves; Galliformes; Phasianidae. The transcript has 2 exons. The record is from RefSeq and is a predicted model, not a curated record.
GCUAUACAAAAAAAUUCCAGGAAACUCGCAUCAUACAAGAGGGAAUUGUUGCAACAGCACUUUUGAAGGGUCACAGAUAGAUAAAUGCAAGCUGCAGCUCAGGACAGAACAAACUUUUCCUCCUAGUCUGUAUCUACUCAGUCUGACAUGCUAUGGAUGGUAUCACGAGUGUUGGGAGUUCUAACAUGUACAUACAGGCAUUUCACACUGAGUUACAGCUAAGUAAAAUGAAAUGGUCAAAUGACUAAAAUGGACAGCUAAGGCAGCAAGCUGACAAACAGCUUCUAACCAGGUCCAGAUGUGUUUUCUUUCUGCAUAAUUUGAAGUCUAACAUUUCCAAACACGACAUGCAGUUCAGCUCUUUUCCCUCCAGCCUGAACUUGCACGCUGGAACCACACAUUAUGCUAAUGAUCUCCAAGGACCUAGCAGUGCUGUUGCUUAGGAACAAAAGUUUUAUAGGCUGCAGACAGAGAACUGAACAGAAGCACUGUGGCCAGGGAAGUUCUUUUUCAACUCUUCUUCCCCUCAGUAAACUUAUAUACACAACAGUUUCUUGAAGGCCCGCCAUUUUCCUUCAAGGAAGCCCAAUUAAAAAUUUACAGGCCUCUGAAAAGGAAAUUGUCCUGUGCUCCCCUGCUUUACCAACUGAAAGACAAAUUCAUUUCUUACAGAGGAGCAGACCAGAGGAAGACUGCGCAGUAGCAGACCAUGAAGGCUCAUCUCGUGUUGCUGAAAGAAAGAAGCAGCUUGUGACAUCGGUACCACAGCUUGUAAGACUGUCUCUCUGCUAGCUGGAAUUAACAGUCACUGCUUUCAAAGGCUGGGGCUCCCCACUUCUUCCAGAGUCUGGUGUGUUUGUCUUUCUCUGAGGAAAGAUGGCCAAGGGAAAAGGAAAAGGUCCUAAAGGAAAAAAAAUCACCUUGAAAACUGCAAAAAAUUCUAUCAGGAUCUCUUUUGAUGGAGGCCGUCGUCUUGACUUAAGUAAGAUGGGUAUCACUACCUUUCCCAAAUGCAUUCUAAAACUGGCUGAUGUGGAUGAGCUUGAUUUGAGUAGAAACAUGCUAAAAAAGAUCCCAAACAGCAUUGAAAAGUUCCAGAAACUGCGCUGGCUGGACCUGCACAGCAAUCAGCUCGAAGAGUUGCCCAAGACAGUAGGUACGCUUCAGAAUCUUUUCUACCUGAAUAUAUGUAACAACAAGCUGACCAGCAAAACCUUGCCAGAAGAGUUGAACCUUCUAAAAAACCUGCGUAUUCUCAAUCUUGGCUUGAACUGUCUUGACAGCAUCCCCUCCACACUUGGGGCCCUGAAGGAACUUAAGGAGUUAGGUCUCUUUGACAACUUCUUGACCACUAUCCCAAAGAGUGUGAAAACGCUUCCCAGGCUCCAGAAACUGAAUGCAGAAAGAAACCCUUUCCCUGAGUCAAAAAAAGAAGAGUACAUUGACCCCAUCAAGCGUGUAGAAUCACUUUACUUAGUACAAGAGAAAGACCUAUGCUGUUCCUGCCUGAAGACCUGUCAGGAAGAAAAGGACAAACUAAACAAGUUGAAGAACACAAUGUCCUGCCCCUCCAAGAAGCUCAGUUUCCCUUUACUCCUUACACCCAACUCCACUGCAAUGGAUAACCAAGAACAAUGGAGAUUAAAAGAUGAACAUCUCUGAACUCUACAGUCGUGCUCCAUGGGCCAUGUCCUAUGAAAUCCAGCUCAAGCUAAUUAAAAAGCUAUCCACCUGCCUUUUUCUGCAGUUCUCUUCAUUUAAAGACACCCAGUUUUAGAAGUACAUCUGAGGCGGUAUCUAAAACCAAAUCCCAAAUAAGUAAAACAAAUGUACAUUUUAAGAAGGACACAUUGGAAAGACUAUGUUCUAGCACCUGGGCCUGUUCCUACAACAUGUUCUUCUGGUUCUUUGUGUUUUUUUUUGUUGUUGUUUGUUAUGAACUUUAUGUCCUUGUCACAUGUCCACUGAAGGGAAACUUUACAAAAAUAGUUAUUUCUAGUAAUUAUCUCGUACCACUUAGCCCCCCAAACGUUACUUUUGUUAAUUUUCAUCGGGUGAGGCGUAGUCAUCCACAGUCUCAGUGAAUACAAUAUACAAGUGCAAGCAAUGAGCACAUUAUAAAAGUAGUUGAGCAUGGCACAUGAAGAGCUGCUGGCUGCAGCCUCAGUAACAUGUUGACAGCACAGAUUUAACUGUAUUUAAAUGAAGAAUGAAGUGCCAUGGGUGAAACAUUCAGUGGUCCAGAAAUAUAAAAAAAGAUUAUCAAUUUUAAAUGUCACAGAACACUACCAUCUCUAUAGAGUUAACCAUCAUUUCUAGCUCAGAUUAUGCUCUAGCCAGAGCUGUUUGCACACUGCAAUGAUACUUUUUGCAAGCAGAUGGCUAGUACUCAAGGUGAAAGCAUUCACUUCAAAGAUAAGUAACGACCUGCAACAGGUGGAAUGAAAACAAACAAAAAAAGGGAAGCAGAGGUCACACAAACAAGAUACUACAACUCCACAGAUCUCAACAAUAUUCUGCCUCCAAGUGAUCAUUCCAGAGUACACUAGUCAGGCCCUCAGGGGUGUAUUCCUCACACACCCAAUUGGAAAAGAUCUGCAGCUAUACAAAUAACUCAGUGUCUGCACUGAACAUGGUUUCAUUCAACUGACACUGGAAGGGAAAGCUUUCUUUUCCUGCAGCAGUAAAUCUGAUGAACCACAAAUUGGUAUCUCCAAUGCGCUGUUACUGUAGCAUGCCAAAACUUCCACGCACACAUCUGUCACUGUCUACUCUAAACACACAAUAAACAGCCCAUUAUGUAGAAACAUUAUGGAUUAGCUUUGUAGCCUCACCUCACUGACUGUCUCUAUCCCACAGUAACCAUCUGUGUAGAGUUUACCAUAAAAUCAUA